AUGCCCAUACAACUCGACCUUGCACCCUAUGUGGAACGUGCGAGGACGAGCAAGUGGAAGCGGGUGGACAUCCCCCUGUUGGUCAACAAGUACAGAAGGGCGCAGGCGGACAACGCCGCCAUGCAGAACCGCAUCGAGGAGCGAAUCACGGCCCAGCUGCGGCACCGCGAGCUCCUCAUGCGCAAGCAGGUGCUCCUCCUCCGCGUCCAGAAGGCCCGCGAGCGCGUCGCCGAGCACGCCCAGUGGAUGGAGCGAGAGAACAGGCGGGUGCGAGCGCAGCGGCAGCAAACGCAGGAGAAGAUGAAGCAUCUGAAGCAGGCCAUCUACAACCUGGAGAACAGCAAGAACAGCCUCCACAACGACAGCCUCUACAAGUCGGGUCUGCUCGAGCAGCGGAAGGAGCUCGCCCUCAUCCGAAGCCAGCUCCUCGACAAAAAGAAGGAGCUCGUCUUCGAGCUGCUUACGAUAUUGCCCAUCCUACCGGUGAACGACCAGCAGUGCCGGGUCAUCAACAUCGUGCUCCCCAACAACGGAGACUACGCGAGCGUGCCUCGCGGGGUUCUGGCAGCGGCCCUCGGGUACGUGGUGCACAUCGUGAAGAUGAUCGCCGGCUACCUGGGCGUGGUGCUGCCCUUCCGCAUGGAAUCGCGGGGCUCGCAGUCCAUCAUCUACAAGGAAGGCUCCUCCACCAAGUACCCGCUCUACUUGCAAUCCAACGAACGCGAACUCUGGACGGCCGUCACCGCCCUCAACAUCAACGUAGCCUACCUGUGCGCCUCGCAGGGGUUUCUGCCCGGCAAGCACCAGAUCCCACAAACCCUCCUCAACCUGCGGCGGCUCCUUCAAAGCCCCAACCUCGGCGCGGACACGCCUCCGCGCAAGUGGCACGGACUCGGGCGCGAUAAGCAGCAGGCCGAGAAGGACCCCACCCUGGGCGACUGGGAGUUCAUUUGA
Acanthamoeba castellanii str. Neff is the source of this 954-nucleotide messenger RNA. Its product is annotated as UV radiation resistance associated protein. The transcript has 9 exons. Gene Ontology annotation, cellular component: endosome; lytic vacuole. Bases 1 to 954 code for a protein of 317 amino acids. Gene Ontology annotation, biological process: SNARE complex assembly. NCBI's taxonomy places the organism in Eukaryota, Discosea, Longamoebia, Acanthamoebidae. The record is from RefSeq and is a predicted model, not a curated record. Gene Ontology annotation, molecular function: SNARE binding.